This is a messenger RNA of Malaya genurostris, 9308 nucleotides long. Its product is annotated as cadherin-87A. Gene Ontology annotation, cellular component: cell-cell junction; plasma membrane. The record is from RefSeq and is a predicted model, not a curated record. The coding region runs from base 1360 to 7479 and encodes 2039 amino acids. The transcript has 25 exons. Gene Ontology annotation, biological process: homophilic cell-cell adhesion. Gene Ontology annotation, molecular function: calcium ion binding. Lineage: Eukaryota; Metazoa; Arthropoda; Insecta; Diptera; Culicidae.
ACUCGUCGGUUGGCGUCUGCGCGUUUCGUCGGCCGUUUGCGUUGCGUUUGCUGAUCUUAUGUUGCGGGUUUUGUUUUGUGGAUCGAAAUCAUAGGUAUUUUGUCCCGCUUUAUUUAUGCUCCUCGCGUUGGUGUUCGUUAGUUUCACGGAGCCGCCGCGGUUGCCCCUAAAUCGAUUAAAGUUCAAUGGCGCUGCUGGUGUUGGUGUGAAUCUGUGAGACCGCUUCCAGCUUCUAGGGAAUAGAUCAACGAUCCGGGUGGGAUCUAAACACGUCCGGCAGGGUGAAUACAGAAGAAGAUGUGGUAGUUUAAUUUAGUGUGAAUUUACAGUUAUUCGUGUCAUCGGUGGUGGUUUGCGGGUCUCUUCAAGUGUGGAUUUUGUGUUACCUGUUACGUAUUUCGACGUGGAUAGCAGAUGGAAUCAGCUACAACAGGUUUUAUUUACUGUUUACGGAACACCGUAAGAGUGCUAAUAGGAGUAGAAUAAAUCCCUCCAGAGCACGGUUUUUCUGCUCGCGGAGAAUUCCGUGCAACAGAGCAGACAAAUCAAUUCCGUGAUUAAUCUUUCCAGUUGGAAUACGUCCGCAUGUGGUUAGUGAUUGGAUAUUGAUGGCAUGGAUAAUAGGAUUAUGUUCUUAAUUGGUUCAGUAUAGCAGUACACGACCCUUCAACAGUUCAUGCAGGAUCAAACUCAUCGCUCUGUGGAAGCAAUAAGACCAGACAACAAGUGCUCGACAAGAUCGAAAAAGGCCAAGUUAAUAUAUUAGUGUGGAAAUGAAGUACAAUUUCCGGUCCAUACUUCAUUUCGGUUGUCAUUGUUUGUGGGUCAACAGUGUUGUGUGAUGCCGUAGCAAUCCGGUGGUGGUGUUGGUGGUGCUGAUGGCAAAUAUGAAAAGUGCAUGAAAUAUGACGAAGAAAGUGUGCAGUUUACCGAGCACUUGGUGAAGAAGAGCACUAGGUAAUACCGAAUAUCAGCGACACGAACCGGUGGAAGCAAACCACCAUCUUGGCGCAAAGGGUUCGGGGCUCGGAGGAAAAUUCAAAUAAUAGUGUGCUGUUUGUUUCUACUCUGGGUUAGCGGUGAUUUGUUUUCCCAGCAAGCAAGCAGAGUGGUUUCCAUUGUGCGACGAGUGGCGAGCAUCCGACACAGUUUGGCUGGCUGGCUGGCUGGCUGUUGACUGUAGGAUUUGUUUGAAGAUAGCAGCCGGAGGUUUCUCGUGUUCCUCCCGGUGUCAAGUUGCCACGGUACAUACCCAUUUUCAUACUGCAAAAGCGCAUCCAUCGCAGCAACUUCAAGGAUUUAUUUCCACCAUCAAACCACCAGGAGCCCGGGACGUACCGGCAGAGACGCCGCCCAACAAUGAUAGCCCAGCGAUGGACAGUUUUAAUACCGUUCGUUACGAUAGUACUGCUGCUCGAGACAUGCCACUGCAACCUGCCGCCCAUCUUCACGCAGGACAUGAACAACCUGGCACUGUCCGAGUCCACCCCGGUAGGCAGUGUCGUCUAUCGGCUGGAGGGUUACGACCCGGAGGGCGGUAACGUUUCGUUCGGGCUGCUCGGCUCGGAUAACUUCAUGGUGGAUCCGAUCAGCGGUGAUGUGAAGGUGAUAAAACCGUUGGACCGUGAGGCUCAGGACACCUUAUCCUUUUCGGUAUCUAUCAAGGAUCGCGUCAGCACCGCCGGAAUCGAUUCCGAAAACGACAAUAUCGUCAACGUGCCGAUCAAGAUAAUCGUGCUGGACGAGAACGACCAUCCGCCGGAAUUUCAAAAUGUACCAUACGAAACGGAAGUGCUGGAGAACGCCCGGCCCGGUACGACGGUGUUCGGUGGGAUCUUGGUGAUGGACAAGGAUACGGUCGGCGAAAACCUGGACGUGACUUGCAUUCCACAGUCGCAGAAUCCGGACGCGUGUGACAAGUUUUCCGUCGUCAUUUUGGAAAGCCGACAGGACAAACUGACGGCGGCGGUGGUGCUGAACGGUCGGUUGGAUUACAACGAACGGAUGAUUUAUCAAAUUUUGCUCGAGGCUACCGAUGGCAUGUUCAACGCAACCGCCGGGUUGGAAAUUCACGUAAAAGAUGUCCAAAAUAGUCCACCGGUGUUUCAGGGCUCACUGGCCGCCGUUAUUAAUGAGGACAGCCCGAUUGGUACGCUGGUGAUGACCAUUCAUGCACGGGACGGUGAUCGUGGCCAGCCUAGGAAAAUCGUUUACGAAUUAGUGACGAAUCCAAUGGAUUAUUUUCUGCUGGACCGGCAAACCGGUGAACUUCGUACGGCAAAACCGUUGGACAAAGAAGCACUGCCGGAUGACACGGGAUUGAUCAUUCUAACGGUCAAGGCUAGAGAGUUGAUUGACGGAAUUCCGGGAAACGAUAAUUUAACGGUGGCCAGCACUCAAGCGUCGAUUACUAUACGGGAUGUUAACGAUUCGCCUCCAAUGUUCAACAAAAAGGAAUACUUUGUGUCGAUGUCGGAAAACACAGCCCCAGGUACUCCACUGCCCAUCGAAAUGAGCGUCCACGAUCCGGAUGUGGGAGAGAAUGCAGUUUUCUCGUUGCGUUUGAAUGACGUUUCCGAAGUGUUCGAUGUGGAACCCAAACUGGUGAUGGGUUCUUCCCAAAUCAGCAUCCGAGUGGCGAAUGGUUCGCUGGAUUACGAGAAUCCCAAUCAGAGAAAGUUUAUUGUGCUGGUUAUUGCUGAGGAAACCAAAACCAAUCCGAAACUAUCCUCAACGGCAACACUGACAGUGUCCAUCACUGAUUCCAACGACAACCGGCCGAUAUUCGAACAGGACUCCUACUCGACUACCGUUCUGGAGAGUGCCAAUCCCGGUCAUUUGAUAACGACGAUCAUUGCUAGAGAUCUGGAUUCCGGACAUUUCGGUGAUCAAGGAAUUCGAUACUCACUAUCGGGAACCGGUGCCGAACUAUUUCACGUGGAUCCAAUAACGGGAGCGAUCACGGUAGCACCUUGUCCACCACAGGCCAACGAAAAUGUCCCCGGUAGGCGAAAAAGGCAAAUACCUAGCUCAGCCGAGUUGACUAUGGACUAUCCCGAAAUGAACAAAUUCAAUGUUUCCACGGAUGGCCGCUCGGGAUUGCUAGAUCAUGAGGAUGAAUACAUGGCGUACCGGAUUUUUAACGGUGGCGAAUCGAACGAGUUCAAAGACGUAAACGUAAUCGCUCCUCCGACGGUUUCCAGUUGGGAAACUUCCAGCACGGAAGAGCGAGACGUUACGACAAACUGGCCCGCAUCGAUGGAAAGUACACCGUUACCGAGCACCACCGUGCAGUCCAACGAAAUUCAGCCCCAGUCGGCAGAAGCUGGCCCGGGAAAAGCACCCUGCUUGGAUUACGAAAACCAGUCCGUAUAUUAUUUAUCAUACAAAGCAACCGACGACGAAGGCCGCGGCCAAACGUCCGUUGUUUCGCUCCGAAUCACUCUCCUGGAUGCCAACGAUUCACCCCCGGUGUGCGAGAGUCCUCUGUACCGGGCUUCGGUGGACGAAGGGGCUACCGCAUUCGAACCCCCGCUAAUCAUCAAAGCACGCGAUCCGGAUGUCGUUUCGGAAAUCAACUAUCGAAUAAUUGGCAAUGAUGCAAUUACGCAUCACUUCCAAAUCGACAAACGAACCGGUCAGCUGACCAUCUCCAAGAGCAGCGCGCUUGACGUCAACCAUUUGAAGUCGGAAAAUGUGUUCUUUGCUGUUGAGGCAAGCGAUGGUCUCUUUACGACGCUCUGCAACGUGAACAUCACCAUCCGGGACGUGAACAACCAUGCACCGCAGUUCCCACGGGAACACAAUCUGGCAUCGAUCGAGGAAAAUUUCCCGAUUGGCACCAAAGUCGAACGUUUACAGGCAGUCGAUUUGGAUACGGGAAUCAACGCUGAGAUCAGGUAUCGGAUUCAGCAGGGUAGUUUCGAUGAUUUUGCUAUCGACAACCGAACCGGACUGGUGACGAUUGCCCGCAAGUUGGACUACGACCGACGGAAUACGUAUCAGAUGGAAAUUGUGGCGGCUGACUUGGGCACACCGAGCCUGUCCGGUACCACCACCCUAACGGUGAGCAUCAUCAACAGCAACGAUAAGGCACCGUACUUCACCCCAACCACCCAGCGGACGGAAGUGCUGGAGGACGCUCCGAUUGGGUCGCUGGUGCACACGUUGGUUGCGCUGGAUCCAGAUGUGGCCUCGAGCGAGGCCUUAGAUUACACCGCAUCCGAACCCAUCACGGCGGUCGAUAAGAAUGGCAAGGAGGUUAGCGAUUCGGAAGAUUUCAAGGAUAUGUUCACCGUCGAUCGGAGUGGAAAAGUCUUUCUGAGCAAAAAGUUGCAACGGGAUGAGUUUGCGGUAAUACGAAUUACUGUCCUCGUGACGGACACAACAGCUCCAUCGAUUCAGCAGGGAGAAGGUCUUCUCAUCAUCACAAUCAUUGACGUCAACGAAGAGCCACCGCUGUUUGUGCCACCCUGGACACCGACGGAUCCACGGUACCGGUUUCAGGUACUCGAGGAGCAACCGGUCGGAACCAUCCUGACGACGAUGCAAGCAACAGAUGCAGACUCCACGGUCGCCGAGUACCAGAUGACAGAUAAUGCCUAUUUCGAGAUAAACAACACAACAGGCCUCAUUCGGAGUAAGGCUCGUAUCGAUUACGAACAAGUCAGCACGAUAAGAUUUAACGUCACCGUGAUUGAUACCGGCAUACCGCGGUUGUCCUCGACGGCCGAAGUGACGGUCGAUAUCACCAACUCCAACGACAACGAUCCGGUAUUCGAGGAGCCGGAAUACCGAAUGGCAGUGCUGGAGAACUCCCCCGUCGGAACGGUGGUCGGAACGGUAACGGCACGGGACACUGAUUUGGGCCCGUACGGAGAGAUAUAUUACACACUAGUCGGUGACCACAGUGCUCAUUUUGCCAUCGAUCCCGACACCGGUGUGAUUACGGUACGCAACAGCACGGCGCUGGAUCGGGAACGGGAGUCGGAAAUUGGUUUGACGGCGAUUGCCGCCGACCGGGCACCGGAUGUGAUUCGACGGUCGACAACGGCACCGGUUAGCAUUAAAGUGCUGGAUGAGAACGAUAAUGCCCCCACCUUUUCGCAGAAAAUUUAUCACGCCUCGGUAGCGGAAAAUGCCGCCCUAAAGCCUCCGGCUGCAAUCCUGCAGGUCAGUGCCACCGAUCCGGAUGAAGGCGCAGCAGGAGAUGUGAAAUAUAGCAUCAUUAGCAGCAAUAUUGAAAACACUUUUCGGCUGGAUGCCAAUUCAGGCAUUCUGUAUCCGGGAGUCAGCUUACUCGGGUUGAAUGGACAAUAUCGAAUUGAAAUCGAAGCUCGGGACGGGCUCGGGUCCGGUCCGCAUAGCGAUACGGCCGUAAUAAUGAUUGAAAUACAAAGCAUCAAUCAACAUCGACCAGUUUUCAUUAUGCCAGCGCUGUACAAUGCAACGGUGGAAAUUCCGGAGAACUUGGCAACGGCGGAUUAUCUAGUGAUGACGGUGAAAGCAACCGACAACGAUGACGGAACAAACGGAAAAGUUUUGUACCACAUGCAAGUGAACAAUCAGAACGUACAGGAAACGGAUGAGUUCGCCAUCAACGAAAUGUCCGGCGAGCUGCGUAUUCGGAAGCCGUUGGAUCGGAAAAAGCAGUCCCGCUUCGAGUUGAUUCUGGUGGCCCGCGACCAGGGCACUCCGGCUUGGUUCGAGACGUUGCGCUUCCUAACCGUACUGUUGGUGGAUGUAAACGAGAACCAUCCCGAGUUCCCGGAUGCGUCCAAUCCGUACAAGUUCUUCAUCGCGGAGAACAGUCCGCGUGACAUCCGGAUCGGAAAGAUUCAGGCUUUCUACGAUAGCAUCGAUCCGAAGAUUUACUAUUACAUACUCCUGGGGAACGAUGAUAGAGCAUUUUACGUGGACAAAACAACGGGCGAUAUUUACACCAACAAGUCGUUGGAUCGAGAAGAAACGGAUGUUUACGCUUUGUACAUUCAAGCUAGUAAGAAACCUGAUUUGUUGAUUACCGAGAGAGACAGAAUGAUGAUGUCAAUUAAGAAGCUGGAACGAGACAGCACGGUUGCCAAGGUUUGGAUUACGGUGCUGGAUGUUAACGAUAACGCACCGGUGUUCCGACAGGAUGUUUACUACGCAGGAAUCAGUUCGAAAGCAUCGAUCAAUGAAUUGGUAACGGUGGUGAAUGCCACCGAUCGAGAUUUGGGAGUAAACUCUACAGUUGAACUGUUUAUCAGUGGUUCGUUUUUGUACAAGUACAAUUCACUCCAAACCACUGGAAGCAUCGUUCCCAGUCCGUUCACAAUCGGGAAAGAAGGUCGGAUUACUACGGCCAAUUACAUGGCUGAGUACAAUCAGGAUCGAUUCAUAUUGGAAAUUGUAGCCAAGGAAGUGGAAUCUCCCGAGCGGGUCGCAACCGCCAAGGUGUACGUUUGGAUCUUCAAUCCGGAGCAACUGGUGCGGGUGAUUCUGUCCAGGCCACCUUCGGAAGUGCACAUGGAACGUGACGAAAUCAUAUCCGAACUGUCCAACGCCACCCAGAAGCUAAUCGUGGUAGAUGAAAUACGUUACCAUGUGGACAGUUUGGGUAGGAUCCGAAUGGAUUGGUGUGACAUGUACUUCCACGCGAUCGACAUGACCACGCAGAUGAUUGUCCCGGUGGAGGAAGUUCUUCGGGAAAUCGACGCUAAAUAUGAUUUCUUGCAGGAUUACAAUGCCGGCUUUUCGAUUGAAAACGUGGUUCCGGCUUACGCAACUACCGUGCAGGAUGAGUUCGACCUGGCCCUGGCAGCGAUAAUCGCAUUGUUGAUAGUACUGUUUGUUGGUGCAGUGAGUUUCAUUGUUCUCUGCUGCUGUCUCAAGCACUGGGUUAUAACGAUACCAAGCGAGACCAGGCGAAAGGAUGCUCUAAUCAAAAAGCAGAUAAUCGAGGAUUUGAAUACCACGGAGAAUCCACUCUGGAUUGAGCAAAAAUUAAAGCUGUACGAGGAGCAGGAGCUAACGAUGCAAGUCUUUUCGGAGCCAGAACUGACCCAACAGCAGCAUCAGCAGCAGCAGCAGCAGCAGCAGUUGAAUAGUGCAAACACUACGUCGUCCUCAAUCAACCAGGAGCAAGCGCUGGUGCUGGGGCUGGACCGACGGGAUUCCUAUGAACUGUCCCAAGGUGGUGGCGAUAAUACAUACGCGACCAUACAGCCGCGAAAUUACACGUCCAAUCUGAGCGCGGUGCUUGGCACUGGAAUUGGCAGUAUCUCCGGUGGCGGUGGUGCUCCCGGAGGAGGAGGAGGUGUAGGAGGCAUGGGAAUAGGUGCUGGUGUCGGUAGCCUCGGACUGAGCGGGGAAAUGUCGGAUUAUGCGACGCUUCGGAACAGCCGAGCACCGUCGAUGUACGAGUUCCGAGGGUCAACGUUCCAGGUGCAGCAGCUACCGGGCGGAGAUCAGCCCGACUACGUGACGGAACUAAUUUAAAGGAACCGUUUGUUUUUAGGACAUUCCACAAAAGUGUUUAGUUUUAAGCGAAUACCCUCACUCAUUCAGCUAGCAGUAGAAUAUCAUUAGUGUAUGUGAAGGAGAAAUGGAACCGACCGACCGAGUAGAGCAUUGUGGAGCGGAAAGCCAUCGAGGAGUGUUUUGUUUUGUGUCAUUGUGUAACACGCACACACUAUAACAGACCACCACCAACCCCCAGAUUGCCAAAUUUAAACAAAGGGAAAAAUUAGACGAAAACAACACAAACAUAGAUGAAAACAGUUAGAAACAAAAAGACCCAAAAUGCUCAAUUUGUUAUACUGUGUUGAAAUAAUCAAGGCAACAUAAGCGAAGAUACGAUAUGCAAAAAAAACCAUCGAAAUGGUACCCGUAGAUUGACUUCUUUUACAUCAGACUUUUGAGAUUGUGAACGAGGUAACAAAACUUUGAUAGACAAUAAAUAGGGAAUAUCUCAAGACGUAGUAUUUAUGAGAUGUUAAUUUAAGUGUUAGCGCGGAUUUAAUGAGGCGUAACUAUUAUAAAAGUGCUAUUUUAUGUUGUGUAGGCUUAGUUAGAUGUAGUCUUCGACUGAUUGGAAACGUUGACGACGAUUUUUAGCACAGAAUAAGUUGGUAAUACGGUGAUCACAAGUUUAGCUAAAUUCAGUAUGUUUUAUUAGCAAAUUUACGAUAAUUUUUUAAUGUUUUACUAAUUCGCAUAUGGAAACAUAAGUCUUCGAAAGGAAGUGAGCGUAACACUAAAUGACAGGACAAGCAAAAAUAUCUGAUUGACCGGUGUCAGUAAAAGAAGUAGGUUCACGAGAUUCUGACACAAAUGGUCAGAUUUGAUGAUCGUUGAUCCAUUGCUCAUUUGUAUGUUAGAUUGACACAUGUUUCAUGAUAGAUAUUACAUUAUGUCAACUGUUAGUUACUUUUAUAAAAAAAAACGCAAGAAAUUUCGUAAUAUUGUAUGAAUAGACAAAACAAAUCACAACUUCCCAAAUUUUUAUAAACCUGAAAAGUAAAAUAUCAGAAUCAUUCCUCGCGAUAUUCAAUGUUCUGACCGGGAAUGAUAAUCAACAUUCGAAUCCAUCUUUUCAACCGUCCAGAUAUCCAUCUCAAUUAAUUUCCAUUGUUUAAAAUGAUCCUAUUUUGGUGGGUGUACUUUUCCGUGAGCCUCUGCCGAGUCUAAUUAAUGCAUUCAAUUGGAAAAAUUAAACUGCAACAUUUUUUUUUUCGCGGUAUUUAUUGAUCCCGGCCGGCUCACAUGCAAUGCAGCCAGAACCGAAUGAACUGGAGAAUUGAUUAAGAGCGAAAAUAAAUAAAAAAAAAGUAAUAAUCUGACCGCCGAUCCCAAUAUCGCAAGAUGAGCGUCGAACAAUUGUAAAUAAUUUAAUUUAGUUGAAGCACGAAAACGUUUAAAUUAUCAUGAAAAAAAAACAUUAUGUUGCGCCAAUGAGAAGAGCGAUCUGUUUCCUGAUAGAUGCUGUUGAAUUGAUUUUGGGAACUGGCAGCGAGAAUGGUCGGAAACAGAUUUGAGCGCUUUUAGUAGGGAGCUGCAAGGAGAGAACUUAAUUUACUAAUGUACAAAUUGAUGGCAACAAGAAAAAAAAUUGUCAGGAAGGGCAGAGGAACGAUUGUAAUCACGUUACUGUAUUGAUCGAUGAAUAUGAAUGAACUCCGCAAGAAAAUAAAUUCAUGCACUGUACGAACUGUCUCCCACGAUAGAGCUAAGCAUAUGUUGGAUGAAAUAUGGUUUCUGUAAGAAAUAACAUACAAUUUAAAGCAAAGCAGAAAAAAAUAAAUAACUUUUUAGCAAAAGAGUUUCAA